Molecule: messenger RNA, 4028 nt
Organism: Triplophysa dalaica
Lineage: Eukaryota; Metazoa; Chordata; Actinopteri; Cypriniformes; Nemacheilidae
Gene: iars1
Product: isoleucyl-tRNA synthetase 1
Exons: 34
Coding region: 63-3866 (1267 amino acids)
Biological process (GO): isoleucyl-tRNA aminoacylation
Molecular function (GO): ATP binding; tRNA binding; aminoacyl-tRNA deacylase activity
Source: RefSeq, a predicted model, not a curated record
UCACGGAGUUGCAUCAUUUCCUUCCUCUCUCUGCUGCUCACCGGUCAGGAUUCGCAUUCAGAAUGGUGGAAGCAGUCCAAGAAACCAUCAACUUCCCCUCGGAGGAAGAGCGCAUCCUGAAGUUCUGGGAGGAGAAAGACUGUUUCCAGGAGUGUCUCAGGCAGUCCAAAAACCGGACAAGGUACACGUUUUAUGACGGACCUCCCUUUGCCACCGGCCUCCCUCACUAUGGUCAUAUCCUGGCUGGAACCAUCAAGGACAUUGUGACCAGGUUUGCCCAUCAGAGCGGCUUUCAUGUGGACAGAAGGUUUGGCUGGGACUGUCACGGGCUGCCUGUGGAAUAUGAGAUUGAUAAGUCACUGAACAUCAAAGGACCUGAAGAUGUUGCUAAGAUGGGGAUAAAAGAAUAUAACAAGCAAUGCAGGAGCAUCGUCAUGAGAUAUGCCAAUGAAUGGGAGACAUCGGUGAGGAGAAUGGGCCGUUGGAUUGACUUCAAGAAUGACUAUAAGACUCUGUACCCCUGGUUCAUGGAGACAGUCUGGUGGGUUUUUAAGCAGCUGUAUGAUAAAGGGAUGGUGUACAGAGGGGUGAAGGUGAUGCCCUACUCCACCGCCUGCAACACGCCUCUCUCUAACUUUGAGGCUAAUCAGAACUACAAGGACGUUCAGGAUCCGUCUGUGAUAGUGAACUUCCCUCUGCUGGAGGAUGAGAAGGUGAGCUUUAUCGCAUGGACCACCACACCAUGGACUCUGCCCAGCAACAUGGCUCUCUGUGUCAACCCUGACUUCAUCUACGUCAAGGUCAAAGAUAACAGUUCAGAAAAGAUCUACAUCAUGAUGGAGGCCAGGCUGAUCGCUCUCUUCAAAUCUGACAGUGAAUACACCAUCCUGGACAGAUUUCCUGGCAAGACCCUGAAGGGCAUGAAAUACAAACCUCUCUUUGAGUACUUCAUUAAGUGUAAAGAGAAUGGAGCGUUCUGUGUGGUGUUGGAUAACUAUGUGCGUGAUGAUGAUGGUACAGGAGUCGUACAUCAGGCCCCGUACUUCGGAGCUGAUGAUUACCGUGUCUGCAUGGAGUACAACAUCAUCCAGAGGGACUCUGCUCCUGUUUGCCCUGUGGACGCGUCUGGUGUGUUCACUACUGAGGUCACUCACUUUGCUGGUCAAUAUGUCAAGGACGCAGACAAGAACAUCAUAAAGUGGUUGAAGGAGAACGGGCGUCUGGUGAACGCCAGCUCUUUCAAACACAACUAUCCAUUCUGCUGGAGGUCGGAUACGCCUCUGAUCUAUAAAGCAGUGCCCAGCUGGUUUGUGAGGGUGGAACACAUGGUGGAGAAACUUCUGGACAACAACAGCAAAUGUUACUGGGUUCCUGAGUUUGUGAAAGAGAAGCGAUUCGGCAACUGGCUGAGGGACGCACGAGACUGGGCCAUCUCCCGGAACCGCUACUGGGGGACGCCCAUCCCGCUGUGGGUCAGUGAUGACUAUGAAGAGGUGGUUUGUGUGGGCUCCAUGGCUGAGCUCGAAGAGCUGACGGGAACCAAAGUUACUGAUCUUCACAGAGAGAACAUCGACAGUCUGACUAUCCCAUCUCGCUGUGGAAAGGGUCAGCUCAAGAGGGUCUCGGAAGUGUUCGACUGUUGGUUCGAGAGCGGAAGCAUGCCGUACGCCCAGAUGCACUACCCGUUUGAGAACAGGCGGGAGUUUGAGGACACCUUCCCGGCAGAUUUCAUUGCUGAAGGGAUCGAUCAGACCAGAGGAUGGUUCUACACUUUACUCGUGCUUUCAACCGCCCUGUUUGGAAAGCCUCCGUUCAAGAAUGUGAUUGUCAACGGUCUUGUUCUUGCAAGUGAUGGGCAGAAAAUGAGCAAACGAAAGAAAAAUUACCCCGAUCCAAAUCUGGUUGUGCAGAACUACGGCGCUGAUGCACUCCGUCUGUAUCUGAUCAACUCUCCUGUGGUCCGUGCUGAGAACCUUCGCUUCAAAGAAGAGGGGGUGAGAGAUGUGCUUAAGGAUGUCUUCCUACCCUGGUACAACGCAUAUCGCUUCCUAGUGCAGAACAUCCAAAGACUGCAAAAGGAGGAGGCCAUAGAGUUCCUGUACAACGAGAGGACGGCCAGUUUGAGCGACAACAUCAUGGACAAAUGGAUCCAGUCUUUCACUCAAUCACUUAUCCAAUUCUUCAAAGAUGAGAUGGGAGCCUACAGGCUCUAUACUGUGGUUCCCAAGCUUGUCAAAUUUGUGGAUAUGCUCACCAACUGGUAUGUGCGGAUGAACCGCAGGCGACUGAAGGGUGAGAGUGGCACUGAGGACUGCAUGUGUGCUUUGGAGUCCCUCUUCAGCGUGCUGUUCUCAAUGUGCAGACUGAUGGCCCCGUUCACUCCUUUCAUAACAGAGUUGAUGUAUCAGAAUCUACGUCACCUGAUUGAUCCAAAGUCAAUAGAAGAGAAGGACACUGGGAGUAUUCACUACCUCAUGCUUCCACAAGCCAGAGAGUCUCUGAUUGACAAGCGCAUUGAGAAUGCUGUGGCACAGAUGCAGUCGGUCAUCGAGUUGGGUCGUGUCAUCAGAGACAGAAAGACUCUCCCAGUCAAGUAUCCGCUGAAAGAAGUGGUGGUGAUCCAUCAGGAUCCAGAAGCUCUGAAGGACAUCCAGUCUCUGCAGAAGUAUAUUCUGGAGGAGCUGAAUGUUCGCCAGCUCACUCUGUCCACGGACAAGGACAAGUACGGAAUCCGACUGAGGGCCGAACCUGAUCACAUGGUGCUGGGCAAACGUCUGAAAGGAGCAUUUAAGUCUAUUACUGCAUCCAUCAAGGAGCUGAAGAGUGAAGAGCUGGAGGCUUUCCAGAGAACAGGAUCCAUAGUUGUGGAUGGUCAUGAGCUACACGAGGAGGAUCUGCGCCUGAUGUACACAUUUGAUCAGACCUCAGGAACAUCGUCACAGUACGAGGCUCAUUCGGAUGCCCAGGUCCUGGUUCUUCUUGACAUCACCCCAGAUCAGUCUAUGAUGGAUGAGGGUGUGGCACGUGAGGUCAUAAACCGCAUUCAAAAGUUGCGCAAAAAGGGUCAUCUGGUCCCAUCGGAUGAGAUCACUGUAUAUUACAGCAGCGAGCCGGCCGGUGAAUACCUGGAUAAUGUCAUCCAAAACCACACUGACUUCAUCUUGGCCACUACGAAGGCCCCGCUCAAACCCUAUCCGGUGCCCAAGAAUGCCAUUGUGAUCGUCCAAGAGAAAACUCAGUUGAAAGGCUCAGAUCUGGAUUUAACUAUUGUAAGAGGGGCGGCCGUCUCCAGGGCUCCUCUGACCACCGCUGCCUGUGCUUACGUCAACCUCAAAAUAACUCUCAAGGACAAACAGCAAGAGGGUGUAGUACUGCUGGAGAAUCCCAAGGGGGAUAACCAACUGGACGUGGAGCGGCUGAAGGUCGUUUGCUGUAGUGUUUUUGGACUCAACGGAGCGCCUGUGGCCAUAUAUAAUGGGAAGACAGAGCUGAAAGCCAAUGAUGAUCUGAUAUCUCUGAAUGGGAAAACUCUGGCGGUUACUUCGGGUCCGAGUCCUAAAGAUGUGAGCAGCUCAGACUCUCUCCUGUGUCCUUACGUUAACCUGCAGCUUAUGAACGCCAGUCCAGCAGAAUGUCAGACUGGAGAUGUGGGGACGCUGCUGUUAAUGAACCCGGCGGGUAAAAAUGGACUACAGUAUCCUGAUCUGCUGCAUGAAAUUGCAAGAUUGUUUGGACUGAGAGGCAGAAAGCUGAAGCUCUACAUGAACCAAGACCUUACUGAAGAAUUGCUGAAGACGUUUCCUCUGAAGACGCUGAACACCAAGACUCUGUAUGUGACCGUUCUGCCCACAACAGCAGAAGCCUAGUGAUGUCACACUCUCCCAGCACCAAUCACAGCACAGCACAUACUACUCAACGUCAGCUCAUUUUUUUCCCACAUCUGUCCUCAUGAUGGUUUCUCAUUACUCAUGCUUUCUGGGCUUUGUAUUGGUGAUUAGAAAUGUCAAAUAAAUCAAUCCAGAACUGUU